Striga hermonthica is the source of this 330-nucleotide messenger RNA. The record is from the annotation of a GenBank genome assembly. Lineage: Eukaryota; Viridiplantae; Streptophyta; Magnoliopsida; Lamiales; Orobanchaceae.
AUGACCACAAUUUUGGGUAUGAACUUAAUCUUGUUGGGUCUGGGUGCCUUUCUUCUAGUCUUCAAGGCUCUUUAUUUUGGGGGCGUAUACGAUACUUGGGCUCCGGGAGGGGGAGAUCCCGAACUCGAUCUACGGCAGAAUCAAAACUGUCCAGAGGCACUUAAGGCAAGGGCCGUGAUCGGCAGAAGGUCAAUUACAUCGAGCCUGCUUCCAUUGGGACUUCAUUCCGCAACCCGGGAGAAGAAAACGGAUGGAAUCCUCUUGGGAAAUGGCAGUGGCAGCAGCUGUAUAGCGAGGAGGCAAUAUCUUUCAUCUUGUCAUGGAAGAUAG